Molecule: messenger RNA, 696 nt
Organism: Salpingoeca rosetta
Lineage: Eukaryota; Choanoflagellata; Craspedida; Salpingoecidae
Exons: 3
Coding region: 104-508 (134 amino acids)
Source: RefSeq, a predicted model, not a curated record
CAACAACAACAACAACAACAACAACAAUAACAACAACAACAACACUAGACAGCCCACCAGCAAGGUAAUCUCAGCACUUGAGCGAGCAAAGCAACAAGCAACCAUGCCAGAACGAGCUGAAUUCACGCACUCAGGGUACGAGCAGAUCACGGAGAUCAUGGAAGAAGAGGAGGUGUAUCGCGAGCCAGUGACCGUCAUGCAGCUCCUGGCUGACGAGGAAAUCUACGAAGCGGAGAGAAGCUUCGCCUGCGCAAACAUGGCCCUCGUGGCAUCCUACCGCCCCAUGGCACUGGUGGAGCUCUUUCGCGCUCUCUCAAACACCAAUGACGAAGGCAAGGAGCUUGUGCAAGCACUCUACGACCACACGGUCAACCUGGAAGACUUUUACGCCCACAUGGUCGGCAUCAUCCGGUACGGCGAAGACGAAGCCUGCCGGCAGCAUGCAGCCAUCCUUGUCGUUCUCUCGGAGCGCAUUCGCGAAGACGCCCCGCAGCGCCAUGCCCAGUAACUGACUCCUUCCCUCCACCACUCUCCCCAGCACGAUUACACGAUCCCACUCAAUCCUAUUCGUGCCGUCCAUGUAAGGGUUUCUUUACUGAAGUCACACACUCUAUCUGACACUGCCUUCCCUCCUUCUGUAACCCACGGCUCCCCUUCAACCCCCUCAAUACACAGCAUCAUGUAUGUAAGCAAGAA